UCUGCUUCUCGUUUUCGUCCCUUUGGCUCACGGUAGAGCAGCAGCCAAGGACUGUGGCAGAGAGAGUCUCAAUGCUGCACCGUCUCUCUCUCUCUCCUGCGCUCCCUCCCAGCUGGUCGUCCAUUUUAAAUAGGAAAACUUGGGCUGAAAUCCACUAGUGUGGCUUUGAACGUGGCCAAGCGCCCAAGUCAAGGAGAGAGUCUCCAUUGCGAGCGCCAGUUUAUUAUUGUUUUAGUUUCUUUUUCAUCUCUCAUUCGUGUGCGUGUUGUUGUUGUGUGCAGCAGCAGGGCUUCAAUUCUCUCUUUUUCCCCAAUUGUUUUUUGUUUUCGCGACUUUUGUAUACAACAGUUUCGAAAAAGAGACUCAGUUUCGGGUUAUCUGUCGACCGAAUCGGUUGACUUUUUCCUCUGAUCGCUAUUUUCAUUUCGGUGAUUUGUCGGCUGCUGGUGUCUGACGUGUGCCGAUGGAGAGUUGGGCACCACAACAAGUUGCCUGUUACUCGCGUUUCUUCUUCUUCCUUUCCUGCCGGACAACGAUGGAUUAGUAGGCCGCAGCGAAUAAACCCAAACUUGAUCAAGACGCUAACUUAUUAAUUAAAAGUGAAAGAGAACACAACAACAAACACCGACACCUGAUUUUGAGUUCCACAGGUUAGUUGCCCAUCGACAGCGGAGGUGAAGGGAAGCCAAACUGAAAAAAUGGAUCCGAUGGCCAAUCCAAUCAACAGCCUCGGCAUGAUGGCCAACUUCGAUCCCAUCGUCGACUCGGUCUCCGCCGCCUACCACAAUUACAACUUAACUUCCAGCAUGCUCAGCUGCGGCGGCCCAUCAUCUUUGUCAGCUCAUCACCAGCACCAACCGCAACAACAUCCAGCGGUGGCCGUCAAAUUGGAGAACAACAGCCCUACCACCAUUCCGCUCCAUCCGGUGAUGCCGCCCAGCGGGAGAGGCGGAGUUGUCAAGUACUGCGGCGUCUGCGGCGACAUCGCCAAGAGUUACCAUUUCGGCGGAUUGUCGUGCGAUUCGUGCAAGGCCUUCUUCCGUCGCUCGGUGCAAAACGACAACUACCUCCACUUCCAGUGCUGUCACCGCGGCCAGUGCGUCAUUUCCCUGUCGAACCGCAAGAGCUGCCAGUACUGCCGCAUGAAGCGAUGCUUCGCCAUCGGCAUGGAGAAGAGCUGGGUCAUGACCGAGGAGGAGCGCAAGGCUCUCAUGAAGGCCAGGGCCGAGAAGAAGCUCAGCAAACAAUUGGCGGCCUCGGCCACUUCGACCACGACCGGUGGCAAAUCCAUUUACAAUUAUUCGUCGGACGACGGGGCUUCGACGUCGAGCCUCAGCGACUACGAGCCUCAGAUCGAGCGGAUGAUCGAUUUCUUGGCCCCGCUCGAAAUCAAAGAAAUCGAAUCGAUCGUCACUAAAUACAUGCACGCCUAUCAGCACGUCCCCUACCGCACGGAAUUGCGAUUCUUCGAUCAGGAUCGUCCCGGCGUCCAAGUCAUGGAGAUGUUUGGGACGCUGAUUCGUCGAUUCGCCUUUUACGCCCGACUAAUGGCCGACUUUUCGAGUUUGCCAUUCCAUGACCAAAGCUGCCUGCUGAAAGGUGGCGUCCUGGAAAUGUGCGUGUUGAGGGGGGCCCUGGUCUACGACCCGUUGAAGAAUCGCUGGCCCAACGCCAACAUGUCCAUGUACAAGGACGCGCCAACUCUCAAGCUGGACAACAUUGGCCACCUGACGUCGUCGCGCAUCUUCCAGAUGCACAUGGAAUUCAUCAACACGAUCCAGCAGAUGGGCGUCGACGAGCCGACCAUCAUGCUAUUGAUCUUGAUUGUCCUCUUCACGCCCGAGCGGGCCGGACUGCUCCGCACCCGAUGGAUCGAGAAGUACCAGGCCUACUACACUUCGUUGCUGGAGCGCUACAUGGGCUGGCGCUUCGGCACCACCCGAUCCAAAUACAUGUUUGGCAAAUUGCUAACGAAAUUGAGCGAUCUGAGGGAAUUGAGCGACACCCACAACCGCCACAAUCUCCAAUUAGGCAACGACGAGAUCUCUUCGAUCCAACACCAACUGCAGCAUUUGAAAAUCAAUCCCUAUCCGGAAUGUAAGGUGAUACCUGAUGACGUCGACGGGUCAGCAGCAGCUCUAAUGGCUUCUACUGUCGAUCCUUCGGCCGCCAUUCAUCCGGGCGGAGGUUUCCCAGCCGAAGGAGCUCAGCAAUCCUUUUACGCUCCGGCGUCCGAUGCUCAAUCAACGAGGACGUACACCAGUUGCAGCAGUGCCAGCAAUAUCCAGCAGCCAAAUGUUCCCAGCGGCAGCACCAGUUACGUCCCCCAACAUCAGUUUCCACCCGUUCAACAACAGCAGCAGCAGCAGCAACAACAACAUCCGUACGCUCAGUCGUAUGGGAGUGGCAUGGCCCAGCAUCAGUCGAGUCAGCACUACAUCACACGUGAACCAUCCAGCUUGUCUUCUUCCUCCUCUUAUUCCUCUUCGUCGUGUUGCGAAGAAGGAGUCCAUCCAGGAGCGGGACAGCAAGAAGCCUACCAAGCUUAUCAGCAGCAACAACAACAACAGCAACAACAACCCGUCCCUGAAAUGGCCAACAUGGCCCUCCAGUUCAUGCAAGCCAUCCAGCAAUCCGUCAACCAGGUGGUCAACGUUCCCGAUUUCGGUUUCGACUGGGUCAAACCCGACUACCAGUUCGAUCUGAUGGCCGACGACGAUUUGGCGGAUGCUUUUACCACCAAGACGCAAUCGCCGACCCACCAGACGUACUCCAUCUCCUCGCUGGAGGAUCCGUCGUCGCCGGAAUCGAAAUCGAGCGGCAGCAGCUGCAGCGGCAGUACUUGCAACGACUUGAAUUCGUCGAUGGUGGCGGUCGAAAACGUCCCUGUGACUCAGACAACUAUGGAGGAACUCUACGAAGCGCUGGAAGAAUAUUCAGAGCUCUACGACACCCAGCAUUGACAUAUCGUUCAUCAAGGGACAGAUAUUAUUAUAAAAAAAGAAACGAGCAUUUCCUUAGAAGAGAACAUUUAUUGUAAGUUGGUUAUCUUUGAUGUUUUGUUAUAAUUUAGUCCCCUGUCUGUGUGUCAUGUCAUCAUUUCCUGCAGUUCAAAAGGAUUGGUAAUGCAUUUCUCUUAUUGUGUUUAUGCUGGUGAAAUUCUGGACCACCGAGUUGCCCAAACAUUUUUAUCUGCCGGCCCACAUGUUGUAAACACA
This is a messenger RNA of Daphnia pulicaria, 3218 nucleotides long. Its product is annotated as ecdysone receptor-like. The coding region runs from base 699 to 2963 and encodes 754 amino acids. The record is from RefSeq and is a predicted model, not a curated record. Gene Ontology annotation, molecular function: RNA polymerase II cis-regulatory region sequence-specific DNA binding; zinc ion binding; nuclear receptor activity. Lineage: Eukaryota; Metazoa; Arthropoda; Branchiopoda; Diplostraca; Daphniidae. Gene Ontology annotation, biological process: cell differentiation; negative regulation of transcription by RNA polymerase II; positive regulation of transcription by RNA polymerase II. The transcript has 4 exons.